AUGGAGUCUGUGGCUCUGCUCUUUGUCCAGGAGAAAAGACCACCAGGAGAGGACAUGUUUGAGUCCUUGGAGGAGUUUCACAUGAUCCUCAAUGAGCUGGUCGGGGACAAGAGUAUGGACAAGGUUCGGGUGGAGUACGAGAAGCUCAUCCAUGCACUGAAAAAGUCCAGAGACAAUGAGAAGAGGCUGAUGUCCAAAUGCAGGGAGCUGAAUGCAGAAGUUGUGUCCACCUCAACCAAAGUAGCAGCAGCCCUGAAACUGUCCCAGGAAGACGAGACAACAAUUACUUCACUAAAGAGGGAGCUGGAUAAAGGCUGGAAAAUGGUUGACGCUGCUCAUGAUACAGAGAGGAGGGACAAAGAGACCAUCAGGGAUUUAAAAGAAGAAGUUGCCAACCUGAUGAAAAUGGCUGAACAACAAACUGGCUUCUCUAUGGACCAAGAGCAGAGCAAUCUACUAAAAAUGAAUGAGGAGUUGACUAAGGAGAGAAACGAACUGCUGUCAACGGUGGAGGGUCUGAGAGAAAAACUAAACAAGGCCACCGCAACCCAGCAGGAGAUAGAGGCCCAACGAGAUAGUGCCUCAGAGAAUAUCUCUCAGCUCCAGCAGGAGCUCCAGGUACAACAGAAUGAGAUUUCACGGGAGAUGAGGUUGAAGGAGAAGCUGGAUAAGGAGGUGAAGCAGCUGCACGUCGACAUGGAGGUCAAGAUGGGGGACAUCAAAGCCCUGAGUCUACAGGGCCAAAGGGCCAAAGAGGAGCAACAGAGACUGGAGCAGCAGCUGAAAGAGUUAAAGAUCUUAAACGAGCGAUCCACCAGGGAGCUGGAGCAGAUGCAAGUGAAGAACAACAAGCUGCUGCAGGAGUGUGAGCAGCUCUCUUCAGUCAAAGAACAUCUCUCCCUGGAAAAUCAGCAGAACACAAAUGAGCUCAAGAUGAGAGAAGAGGAGGUGAAUCAGAUGCGUCAGGAGAUUGCAAAACAAACAAAGAUGAGAGAAGCCAUCCAGAAGAAGUUCCACCAGAUGGAGGAUCAGAAAGCUGACGUAGACGUGCAGAGGGAGACACUAAAAGCUCAGAUUGCUGGUCUGGAGAAAGAUCUUGAAUCCUCCCAAAAGCAAGUUGAAACUGACAAGAAGGCCAUAGACGAGCUUAUCAGGGAGAGAGACAUCUUAAAUAAGAACAUGAUCAAGGCCGCGCAGUCAACUGAGAAACAGCAGAACCUUGUGAAGCUCCUGGAGCAGGACAAGAAGACCUUGGAACACGAGAUCAGUGGCUACCGCCAGGAGGCCCAGAAGCAGCGCAAGAUCAUCCAACAGCUGGAGAAAGAGCGUGACCGCUACAUCAACGAGACCAGCAACCUAAUGCAGAAGGUGCAACAAAAAAUGAGUGACGUUGAAGUAAGAGAGAUGGAGAUAUUUGAUUGGAGGAAGAAAGUCACCGAGGCGGAGUGCAAACUCAAACAGCAAGAGAACCUGCUGGAGUCCAUCGUGUCUGAAAGGAACCUCUACAGCAAAAACCUCAUCGAGGCUCAGGAAGAGAUUGCAGAGAUGAAGAGGAAGAUGAAAACCAUGAACAACCAGGUCACCCGACUGAGAGAUGAGAUCACUGGGAAGGAGCUUGCCCUUACCAAGGAUCAGCAGGAACACAAGCGUUUGGAGAAGGAUAAUGAGGCCAUCAAGGGGGAGCUGCAGUUGAUGAAGCUUCAGCUUGAAGAAACAAAACAGCAUGUUGACAGUCAGAAAGCAGAGCAGCAAAAACUGCACAAGAUUAUAGCCGACGCCGAUGCUGAGCAGGUCCAACAGAAGAAACAACUGGACCAGGUGAUCAGGGAGCGAGACAACCUGGGCAAACAGCUGUUACACCGUAACGAUGAGCGGGCGCUGCUCUAUGAGAAGAUCAGAAUCCAGCAAUCGAUUCUGAGCAAGGGGGACUUCCACUACAACCAGAGGAUGGAUGACAUACAGCUGCUCAAGCUGGAGAUCAGGAGACUCCUGCGCAAGAAGAGCAUCCUGGACAAGACCAUUCCCAACACAGAGGACCUGAGGCGAGAGCUGUUCCACCUGCAGAGGGAGCUGCUUAGAGAGAGGACGAGGAACAGCGUCCUCGAGGAACAGCUGAAGCCCAUAAAUAUUCACAGAUGGAGGCGACUGGAGGGCAGUGAUCCCGGCAAAUACGAACUCAUCCAGAAGAUUCAGUCCUUACAAAAACGACUGAUAGCUAAGACCCAAGAGCUUGAGGAACACGAACUCCUAUUACAGGAAAAGGAGAAGCUGUAUGUGGAGCUGAAACACAUUCUGGUCCGACAGCCGGGUCCAGAGGCAGCUGAGCAGCUCCAGCAGUGCCAGUGGACCAUCAGAGAGAGAACUAAAAAGCUCAAGGCGUUGAUAGCAGAGCUGAGAAUGCUCGACUCAAAGAUGAACGAGUACAAAAGUGAGAAUCAAAGAUUAGCUAAUGAGCUAGCAAACAUUAAGAAGAAGUACCUCAGCCAGAAAAAGCUUCACAGCGAGCAGAGGACCAAGACCACGGUGGAGCAGCUGGAACCCCUGCCCCAACUGAGCAGCAAGCCUCACUUCACUGGAGGAGGCUUCAGGAUCGACAACCCUGGGAGAAGAUAA
Molecule: messenger RNA, 2613 nt
Organism: Anoplopoma fimbria (sablefish)
Lineage: Eukaryota; Metazoa; Chordata; Actinopteri; Perciformes; Anoplopomatidae
Gene: cfap58
Product: cilia and flagella associated protein 58
Exons: 18
Coding region: 1-2613 (870 amino acids)
Cellular component (GO): cytoskeleton
Source: RefSeq, a predicted model, not a curated record